Messenger RNA from Anastrepha ludens (Mexican fruit fly), 533 nucleotides. RefSeq lists its product as uncharacterized. The record is from RefSeq and is a predicted model, not a curated record. NCBI's taxonomy places the organism in Eukaryota, Metazoa, Arthropoda, Insecta, Diptera, Tephritidae. The transcript is spliced from 4 exons. The coding region runs from base 103 to 405 and encodes 100 amino acids.
GUGUUUGAAGGGGAAUGUACGUACGAAGGCGAAUUCGCUUUUGAAUUAGCUGAAGACAAAGCGAAUUGAGGUGAAAGGACAAACUUCUAUCAACAUUGUACAAUGUCUAUCGCCUUUGAAAUGGACGAGCGACUGCAGGAAAUUUUCCAUUUACGACCUUUACAGGACGAAACUAUUGCCUAUCGCAAUAAUAUAAAACUUUACCAAACUCUGAUGAAGCAGACUUGCAAAGCGGAACUUCAGAAUAUUGUAAAUGUAGAAAUGGAUAUUGCGUGCACAAAAUUGAGAAUGCCCGAUCCAAAAUUAGUGCCACCACUUUCUGCCAACUGUAUGGAUUGCACACCGAAGAUAGAAUCACUCCUGGAAGAAACUAAGAUGACUUCUAUAGGAAUGAAACUGCUAUAACGUCUUUGUCUUUUGUAUUCACUAAAUUGGGCUUGAUUGUUGUCUUAUUUUGUUGAGGCUUUUAUAAACCAUAUGUAAACACUCGAAUGAUGGAUGCAAACUCUGAAAUAUAAUACAACAAAAUUGAA